Messenger RNA from Salmo salar (Atlantic salmon), 3947 nucleotides. RefSeq names its product vasorin. Gene Ontology annotation, molecular function: protein binding. NCBI's taxonomy places the organism in Eukaryota, Metazoa, Chordata, Actinopteri, Salmoniformes, Salmonidae. The record is from RefSeq and is a predicted model, not a curated record.
CGUCCUCCAAUUGUUAAAACUCGGGACGCGCUUGACAUAGGGCGCAUACUUCUCGGAGACUUCUGGACCGCAACUUUGACACACAGAGAGAAAUGUUCUGCCCAGGGAUUUCAAUAGGCUACCUUUCUGAAGUUUGUGGACAAUACAACUGUAUUAAAGGGAUUUGAGCCUCAUAGACACGUCGAUAAAGUGGAUAAGAAAUAGCACUGUUUUGAGCACAUUUCGGGACUUUAGUUCAUUUUGCCAGAUUACACAAGGACUCCACCACUAUGGCGCCCUUCCUCCCCCUCCUCCUCCUCCUCUCCUCUUCCUCUGUUCUCUCCAGUGACUGUCCAGAGGAUUGCUCUUGUCAGGCCCAGGGUUCCAUCUUCUGCAUCCAGCGUCGUUCCACUGUCGUCCCCCGCGGCCUCCCUUCUUCUGUGAAACAUCUCUACGUCUUCCAGAACGGCAUCAAUACUUUAGCCCAGGAUGACUUCACAGACCUGGAGGAACUGGAGAUGCUGGACCUGUCCCAGAAUAAACUCACGGAGGUCCCCGAUGGGGUCUUUGAAACUCUAUCUUCGCUGAGGAAUCUCGAUUUGUCCGCAAACUACAUUACCCACAUCGCCAAGGAUAGCUUCUCCGGAUUGGUGCAACUCGAGAGGCUGUAUCUCCAUGGCAACCGCAUCAAGAGCAUCCAAUCGGAGGCCUUCGAGGUUCUGGAGGAUCUUCUGGAACUGAAGCUCCAGGAGAACCAGUUGACCGGUCUCCCAAUGCUCCGUCUCCCCAGGCUUCUCCUCCUUGAUCUCAGCUUCAACUCUCUCCCGACGCUGGGUCCCCAAGACCUCCAGACCCCCCACCUCGAGUCGCUCAAAGUGGCUGCGUUGGGGCUCACCACCCUGGACUCAGAUCUGAUGGCCUCCCUGGGGAACCUCCAUGACCUUGAUGUGUCCCAGAACCAGCUGGAGGGGAUGCCUGAAGCAUUGAAGGCCACCCGGGGGCUGAUCAUGCUCAGCCUGGCUGCCAACCCUAUUGGGGAGCUCCGGAACGAGGACUUCCAGAGUCUGGUGGGUCUCCAGGAGCUGGAUAUCAGUGGGCUGAACCUCCAGGGCUUGCCCCAAGGUUUCUUCCAGCUCUUCCCCAGGCUGGGGCACCUCACGGCGGCUGAGAAUCCCUUCAACUGCCUCUGUCCUCUGGCCUGGUUCCCUGGCUGGCUGAAAGAGAAGAAUGUGGAUCUGGGACGCACAGAAGAGACAAGGUGCCACUUCCCACCAGUGAAUGCUGGCAAGGUGCUGGCGGAGCUGGACCAUCAAGAUUUCGGCUGUCCACCUACGACCACUGUCAUGACGAAUGCCCUAGGGGAGGGGAGUACUUCCGCACCCCCCAUUCCGACUACAUCCCCUGGAAACACACAUACCAAUGCCAUCCCACCACCUCCGCCAUUCCCUAGUGAUGAACCAUCCUCAACGGAGACAGACAUUGAGAGUCGUCCCCCUCCUCCAGCUUCUCCGACUUCCGCUUUCAGGGACCAGGGGGAUGAGGGCCACAUAUGCCCGCCAAACAUCUGCCUCAAUGGGGGUACGUGCCGCUUCGAUCCUCUGGGACAGCUUGGAUGUCUCUGUCCCCGCGGAACUAUGGGCCUGUACUGCGAGAAUCUGAAGGAGUCGUCUAACCACAACCAGCCCCCUCUCCAAACCUCCGCCCCCGAGGUUUUGGCAUCCAUGGUCGCCCCCAUUGUAACCUCUGAUCCCAAUGACAUCAGUUCCCGUCAGGUAACCUCCACGUCCAUCCUCCUCGACCUGCACCGUUUCCUCGAGACGAGGCCGCACAUCCGCGGUAUUAAGCUGACCUACCGGAACCUCUCAGGGCCCGACCGGCGCCCCAUGUCCCUCAGCGUCCCCGCCUCGUACCCAGAAUACACCCUCCGAGGGCUCCGGCCCAACUGUACCUAUUCGGUGUGCGCCAGCCCCCUGGCAGAGAGGGUGAAUGGGGGUGGAGGCGGUGGAGGUAGCCCUACCGAGGGAGGGUCUUGUAUGGAGGCUCGUACCGAGGGAGGUCCCCAAGCUUCGUCCUUGGAGCCCCAGGUGGAUGAUCAGAGCCAGCUCACCUACACCCUCAUCCCAGCCUUGGCUGCUCUCGCCCUGGUCACGGGGGUGGCGGUGGUGGCCAUCCUGGUUAUUUUUCUCCGGAGGAGACGGGCUCACAUGGAGCUGGAAGGGGGUGAGAUGGAACCAAUGGAACUGGAGGGCCUUAAGGCUUGUCUGGAGAACGGCGUGGGGAACGGGGGCACCCUACCCCACAAGGGAGCGGAUAUCGCCCCCUGUCACACCUCCACCCCGACCCAGCCACAAAAUGGCGGAUCGUCACAUCCCCUUCCACAAAAUGGUGGUUUAGAAUAUGACGCCCCCCUCAUGAAGGGACAGGGGCACUGUCCAUCGAAUAAUAAUGUGGCAUCCUUGAAGCCAUCGUAUUUCUAGAAACUCAGUCUGUUGUCUAAAUAGAUUUCUUAAUAUUUCUCAAUGAGACUCAAUGUACUCAAUGACAUUCAGAGCUAUGGAAUGGAACAGAAGUAACUACCCCUGUAGAGGGUAACUCUAUGCCCCGUUAUCUCUAAGUGGAUGGGAGGACUCUACCAUUAUGAGGCAGUGAAAGGGGGGUGUUUUAGCUCAUCCAGCAGAGUUCAAGUUGAUAGAAAUGUAACAAGUAUUUAAACCUAAAGUGCAAUCGCCAUGCCAAAAAGGGUCUGUCUUAUAAUCGGAUUGAAAACGGAAGUGCCUUCUUGCAUUGACAUGAUAUGCUGUAAUAAUGAUGCUUUUAUUUUUGAAAUGUUGAUGUUUUUAAAAGAACUGCAUUGAAUGAGCAAUCCUGUUGCUGGAUCAGGAGGUUGUGAAAGCAGGGUUUGUGGAGGUAUGGGGAAGGCACAGAGUCAAGGUUUGGAGGAGUAGAGGUGGGGUGCAGAGGUCGAGAUAGAAACACAGGUGUGUGUGUGCUCUGUAGGCUGUUCAGCACUUCCUGAAAUGAACGAGGCACCCCUCCCCACCUGCCCCCUGGGAGAACUUGCACUGAAGAGAAGAGAAACUCUCUGCAGCAUUACAACCCUUCCCAGAGACUUAACCUAAGGUAGUGAAAUGCUGAUUCUGUAGAGAUGGUACCACGGACAGAAUACAGUUUUAGACGACAUUACCACCGGUCAGAUAUCCCUUCAUCCUGCUACACCCCCCCAACGAACUGGUAUUAUCAACUCCCACCAGGGUUGAUCAACUUGCUGUGAAAGGCAUGUGGACUAAAUGAAGAGAAAAGGCAAGGAGACCCUAUUCCCUUUAAGUGUGCUACGUUUGACCAUUAAAAUGUUGACAUUUGAGUCAUUUAGCAGACUUACAGUUGGUGCGUUCAUCUUAAGAUAGCUAGGUGACACAACCACAUAUCACAGUCGUAGUAAGUACGUUUUUCCUCAAUAAAGAAGUUAUCGGUCAAGUCAGUGCUAGUAGGAAAAAAAACUAGAAAAGACUAGUGCUCUGGUCAAAAGUAGUGCACUAUAUAGGGAAUAGGGUGUCACUUGGGACGUAGCCUCUGUCCUUAGUGGUGUGGUCAGUAGCUGUGAUGGACGCUAUUUGAAGGUUGUUGUUGUGGAGCGGGUUUCAUAUGAUGUUUUUGUAAUGUGUUUUGUAUGUAUUUUUUUAUCAUGGAUUUCUCUGUUGCUGUCAUGCUGUUUCUCCAGUCUUGUUGUAGUCAGAAAUGUUGAUGCUGUAUUGUAUUGUGCUGUUCCCUCAACACGGCAAAGUGUUGGGGUCCAUUUAGUUUCAAUUCAGAAAGUUUAGAAUUGAAAGGGUUCAUUUACUUUUAAAGAUGAGUUUUCCUUUGUUCAAUAGGUCAUUCCAAUUCACCUGAAUUUACUGAAUUUAGAUUCAAUUUACCCCUACCCAAAACGCUUCAAAUUUUGAUCAUGUAAAAAUUGUUCACCAAGUAAA